AUGGUAGGAUCCCCUAUAAUUUACCUUAAAGGGGUUACGAUAAUGAUAUUCCAACUUUCUGGCUGCUACUGUAAGCCUCGAACGACUUGCAGGUCUGACACUACCAUGGCUACCACCACCAAGAAGCAGAACGAGGCGCGGAAGUUCGUGACACGCUACUUCCACACUGAGCUCGGGGCUGAAACGAAGCUCUUCCCAGCCAUCACGGACGAAGAGGCGAAGGCCAUGGUUCGAGCCGUAGCAGCCGCAACACCAAAGGAGUUGACCUGGCGCGCCGGGCGCGGAUAUAUGCUAGCACAGGAAGCCGAGUACUCGCCCUCUGACGGCUCCUUGAGCCUUCGUGGUUACGUUCGCGGGCCGGGGCUGAGGUGCCGCCACCUGGCUCACCUCACAGGUCACGGUGAUUUCGUCGUGGAGCGGAUCUCUACCUGCACUGAUCCGUGC
Molecule: messenger RNA, 444 nt
Organism: Symbiodinium sp. CCMP2592
Lineage: Eukaryota; Dinophyceae; Suessiales; Symbiodiniaceae
Source: the annotation of a GenBank genome assembly